Amoebophrya sp. A120 is the source of this 1385-nucleotide messenger RNA. The record is from the annotation of a GenBank genome assembly. Lineage: Eukaryota; Dinophyceae; Syndiniales; Amoebophryaceae.
ACGAAGCAGAAGUUGCCCCGGGUCGUGUACUAGCUGUUGCGCUUGCGGCGCCCGCUUCCAGAGCGUGUAAUGAGCCAGGGUCGAGAAGAACUACACGAGCCGGUUCCACCAAGUCCCAGCCGUUCACCAUUCACCAGCUCGAGUCUGUGAACGACCAAUUCAAACUGAUGAAGGCACUCAUGGUUCUGGCCGCGCACUGGGACGCGCAUGCGGACGUUUUCCUGCCCCCCGUGAUCCCGGACCUGUUCGAGCGGGUGCGCAAGGGGCGGAUGCCGCUGGACAGCCUGGCGCAGAUGCAGAUUGUGCAGCGACUGGAGCGGCGGGAGCACUUGGAGUGGUUCGCGAAUGAGUUGCGGAAACGGAACCCGAAAGUUAAAGAUAUGGCAAGAGAUGAACAAAAGGAGACGUUCUUUUCAGGAGAGCAGCUAGGCCAUGAUCACCAGCCUGGAGGAGCGCAGCAAGAGGACGGGCACGCUUUCCACGAUCAAGUGGCACAUCCUACCGGGGCGGCUUUUGCGGGUUCUUUUGCGACCGCAGAAGUAGAGGAUCAGGAGUUCGAGUACGGGGAAAAUCCCCCGGUUUUGUUCAUGUGCAGCCCGGCAAUUACCUGGUACGAAACGGUGGUAGAGAAAGUUGAUAGGACGUCAACUUCUAUGGACGAGGUAACGAGACCUGUCGAGCGGAGCAACUUGUUCCCGGCAGGUGGAGCAGAAACACCAGAACCGGCGGUCGCCCCCCCGCCGGACAUGUCGUUCGUUCCCGCUACAAGAAGAACAUCGUCACCAGUGGAAGCUCACGAGCCGCUGCUUGGCCAACCACUCCUGCAGCGGAAAAGCAGUCGGGGUUGGGAGCAUUUUAACUUGUUGGACGAAGAUAUCAUUUUUCCGGGCGUGCAGGCGGACGGCCAUGAUGGGAGAUCAUCUGCUGCGGGUGGUGGACGAGAGCAGGAAGAUGCUGACGCAACAGCCGCCACAGCAGAACGCACCAGCGAUGCCCGCUGCGUCCCUGCUUUGGGUACUAAUGAUAAAUUUGUUACCGCAGGUGAAUUUUCGUGAUCAGCUUUUGGUGUUUUUCUUGUUGCUGAGGAUGUGUCUUUCUCAACCAACCAAUAAAUGGCUUUUAGGCGCCGGCCUAUACAAAAAGAUCGAGAUGCGUAGGUGCAUCUUCUUGAAACAGGAGAUGGAUUGAAUGGAAACCAUUUGACACACCAUAACAGAAUCUCCUGCUAAUUCCGAUGAAAAUGCUGCAGUCACCGGUCCAAUGCAGACUGGUAGAGACGUUGCGGCGGAGGAACAACCCGCGUGUGUCUUACCUGCGGGAGCAGCAGCUGCAGGAGGAGCACAAGAGGUAGUACAACUACAGCCUCUCCCGCCACUGGUCGUGCC